AAGUAUCUUUUCCACUGGGCUGGAUCUCAUGUUUGUGGAUCUUCAUUCACAUCAGAAGGUUUUUGAACAGCAAAGCAGCAGCACGUUCUGGACGAUCACAUUCUGACGAAUCCAACACUAAACUGGGAAGAUGAGGCUUUGUUUUCUCUUCUGUGUUUUCUGUCUGAUGGUUCCCCUGAGCCUCAGUCAGCUGCCGGGUCCCGCUGGUCCGAAAGGUGACAGAGGAUUUCCUGGACCACCUGGAGAACCUGGAGCACCUGGAGCAUAUGGAGCACCAGGGUUUCCUGGAAGUAAGGGAGAAAGAGGAGAAUCUGGGUCUCAUGGACCAGCUGGACCACGAGGAGUACCUGGACGACCUGGACCCGUUGGCGUGUGUGGACGAGAAAUCUUUCAUCCUUUCAUACGGGAUAUUGAGGAACAGAUGAAGAUCACCGCUAAGCUGGACCUUGCUAUAACCUUUGACUUUGUGAGGAAGGUGGGUCAGAAAUACUUUGUGUCCAACAAGGAGAGAGGAUCUUUCCAGAAGGCUGCAGAUUUCUGCGACCAACGAGGCUUGGAGCUGGCUCUGCCCCAGAGUGAGGAGGAGAACCACAUGCUGCUUCAGCUGAUGGGUCAACAUGAGAAAAGAGCCUGGAUCAACAUCAACAUGAGAAAAGCAGAAGGGAACUUCCAGUCCGACAUGAAAAAUCGACCUCUGACCUUUACUAAGUGGGGAGAAAGACAGCCGGAUCAGAGCAUUCAGGACAGCGGCUGCAGCAUGGCAGCUGAAGACGGCACCUGGAGAGUGACACCAGACUGUUCUCUGGACGCUGACAUCAUCUGUCAGCUGUAGAAAGAUCAUCCACCAGGCAGCUGCCUGAGUAAUCUAGAUAUGACUUUAGCUAACCUUUGUUAUGCGGUGCUUCAGCCUUUUUACAACUUAAUCCAGAUUAGUGCAUUCAGACUGCUUUCAUCACUCAGUCCUGUUCUGCUCGUCCUGGUGGAGUUUAUCCACACUCAGUCUAAUAACUAUUUCACAGAUCCUGUACAUAUGACAGAAUAUAUUUACGUGUUUAUACUUAAUAAAGUUAAGUAUGAAUUGAUUUUUUUAAUGAAUUUUUUAAUAGUAUAUUAAUAGUCAUUAGUGGAACUCAAUGUGAAACAUACGGUAUACACUUUUAUUAAGUUUCAUUCUUUAUCAUUAGUAAAGAUUUGACUGACAGA
Messenger RNA from Poecilia latipinna (sailfin molly), 1203 nucleotides. RefSeq names its product pulmonary surfactant-associated protein D-like. Gene Ontology annotation, biological process: ossification. Gene Ontology annotation, molecular function: growth factor activity. Lineage: Eukaryota; Metazoa; Chordata; Actinopteri; Cyprinodontiformes; Poeciliidae. The record is from RefSeq and is a predicted model, not a curated record. Bases 131 to 832 code for a protein of 233 amino acids. The transcript is spliced from 6 exons.